GUUUUAUUUUUUUUUUUCUAAUCAAAGUUUUCAGCUUUCUUUAUUACCUCUGCGUUUGAAAGGAAGGAGGAGUAGGAAAAAGGAGGUGGACCCAGGCUCAGUCGCCGGUCUCGUGGCUUCUUUGUAUACACAGCAGCUGUGUGUAAAUGCGCGUGCUGCGCUCUGAGGGACGCUCUGCGCUUCUUGGGCUCGGUCCAAGCUCACCGUGGGCUUCCUCCGAAAUGAAGCGGCCGAACCAGGUGUGAGAAGAGGAAUACUCAAACUUUACCUGUCCCUCCCCCCUCCCCUCACCUCCCUUCUUCUCUCGAAGCGCAGUGUGUCGUUUUUUAUCCCAACAAAGCUCGGGUCAGUUUCACCUCCUCUCCGCUCCGCUCCGCGCGCCUGGAUUGUAAACGGCAGAAACAAACAGAGCUCCGUGCAGAGCCGCGCGCCUCCACUCCGCACCAUGGAUGUAAGAUUUUAUCCGACAGCCGGUGGGAAUUCUAUUCCGGGGGAUCCGCCGAACCUGGAUUUUGCCCACUGUUUGGGCUACUACAACUUCAACAAGUUCCAGAAUAACAACAACUACAUGAACAUGGCCGAGGCCAACGGUGCCCUGCUGGCUGCUGGCGACACUUUUCACACGCCCAGCUUGGGAGAUGAGGAGUUCGAGAUUCCUCCGAUCACACCUCCACCUGAGACGGAGCCCGGCCUGGGCCUGUCGGAGGUGGACUCGUCGUUCCCCGGGAUGCCGGAGCCCCCGGCUCCUCACAGAGGACCUCUGAUCCCUCAGUUCCCCCCGCAGAGCCUGGAUCUGCCCUCCAUUACCAUCUCGCGCAAUAUGAUGGAUCAAGACGGGGUAUCUGUCAACAAUGGCCAACCCGUGAAUGUUGGACCUGGUCACCUACGUCAGUACCCACCCAACCCAGCAAUGGUGAUGAAGUCUAUCAUUAGCAUGAACAGCCCCAACGGCAUGAUGCCGCGAAACCAGCUGACCACCAUCAACCAAUCCCAGCUCAACGCUCAGCUGAGCCUAAACAUGACAGGACCCAACAUCACCCACACUUCCCCAUCACCGCCUGCCAGCAAGUCCGCCACGCCGUCUCCCUCCAGCUCCAUCAACGAAGACGACCAGGACGACGGCAACAGGGUGAUUGGCGAGAAGCGGCCAGCUCCCAUAGAUCCAACAAAGAAACCCAAGACUCCGAAAAAGAAGAAGAAGAAGGAUCCAAAUGAGCCCCAGAAGCCAGUGUCAGCGUAUGCCCUGUUCUUCAGAGACACUCAGGCUGCUAUCAAGGGUCAGAAUCCCAACGCCACAUUUGGAGAAGUGUCAAAAAUUGUAGCUUCCAUGUGGGACGGCCUUGGGGAGGAACAGAAACAGGUUUAUAAAAGCAAAACAGAAGCAGCCAAGAAAGAAUAUUUGAAAGCCCUCGCCGCAUACCGUGCUAGCCUGGUUUCCAAGGCUGCAGCAGAAUCAGCUGAGGCCCAAACCAUCCGCUCAGUGCAGCAGACCCUGGCCUCCACCACUCUGUCUCCUGGCAUGGUGCUGCCCUCACCUCUUAACCAACACCCCUCGAUGCCAUCGGCCUCCCAGGCCCUUCAACAGGCGCUGCCCCGGGCCAUCGCCCCAAAGCCCCUGCAGAUGAGACUAGGGGGCAGCCAGAUCGUAACCUCGGUCACAGUUUCCCACCAGAACAUGUCCUCUGGGAUGCCGCCGCAGCUGCUUGGCCAGAUGGGCGCUGGAGGGCCCAUGGUGGCGGGCGCCCAGUCCACGGCGGUCUCUCAGAUGAGUCCGCCCAUGCAACCGGUGCAGCAGCAUGCAAUGCAGCAGCUUCAGCAGCAACAGCAGCAGCAGCAGAUGCAGCAGCACCUCCAGCACCAUCAAAUGCAGCAGCAGCAGAUGCAUCACCAGCAGAUCCAGCAACAGAUGCAGCAUCAGCAUUUCCAGCACCACCUCCAGCAACAGCUGCAGCAGCACCACAUGCAGCAGCAGCAGCAGCAACAGCAGCAGCAGCAACAGCAGCAGCAACAGCAGCAAAUGCAGCUGCAGCACAUGCAGUUGCAGCAUCAGCUGCACCAGCAGCAGAUUCAACAUCUCCAGCAACAGCAACAGCAGCAGCAGCAGCAACAACAACAACAACAACAGCAGCAGCAGCAGCAGCACCAGGCCCAGUGUUCUCCUCCACAACACUCUCCCGGUACGCCCCACUCAGUGGGAGGCACCGCAUCGCUCGGCAGCCCCCAGCCGGCUCCACAGCAGCAACCACACCCCUCCCAAAUCCAGGCCCAUGCCCAGGUCCUGUCCCAGGUCAGCAUUUACUGAGCCAAAUGGAAAUCCUCUCUCAAAGAACAGGAAAAGAAUAAAAGCAUCAUUCCACGUUGCUUUUCAAAGUUGCACUUAAGAAGUGUGUACAAUUUAGAAUGUUAUACAAAGAACUUGUCCAUUGUUAUAGACAGAUAUGCACAUGCGUGUACAGGGGGUAAACGUGUUUGCUGGGUUUUUUUCCUCUAUAAAAUAGGCUGAGCUUUGACAGAAGCCUGUUUAAGGGUGAGCGCCCGGUGAUUGUUUAUUUGUUUGUGAGGUCUAUCGGUUGUCAAGUUUUGCUGACUGGGCACACAAUACGUUGAAAGACGUACGUCUUUCGCUGUUUUAUUUAACAAUAAAGCUUUAUUUAUGAGGCCAGAGUUGUCAGUUCAGUGCAGUGGAAGGACAUUUCCAGUGCAUAUUUGAGAGGGGAAAAAAGGAUUUUUUUUUUUUUUUUUUAUAAUCAGCUCCUGCUCGGACCGAGUGACUCACAGGAUCCUGCGCUGGAAACCAGUAAACCCACACGUCGCUCUUUGUUCCCACACUGGCCAGUAUAUAGUAGACUUUGUUUAACUCCGAACCCUUUCCGUAACCGUUGGGACAUCAACGCGCUGGAGGCUCCCCCGGUGGCAUCGGACCACGUUUAAAUCCAUGACACAUAUUGCAGACAAUGUCUCCUGAACAAUGAAAUGAAAAUAAAAAAAAACAUUAAAGAAAAAAAAAAAGAAAUGGAAAAAGGUUUUGGACUGAAGAUCUGUGGAAGAACGGACCGAGACAGAGACUGCCAUAAAUCAUUCAUGUCACCACAUCAUCAAACUGUAGCUGUAAUCUGCUGUACAUGUUUUGUAGAGUGGGAAGAGACGAGACCUCCUUUAUCCGGUAAUCUACCCUCCAGAUGAUUUGUCCAAAAGCGUGUAACUGGCAACCCACCCACCUCCCAGCCCAACGCCCCCUCCAAAAAAAAAAUA
Messenger RNA from Salarias fasciatus (jewelled blenny), 3252 nucleotides. RefSeq names its product TOX high mobility group box family member 3 (gene tox3). The record is from RefSeq and is a predicted model, not a curated record. Gene Ontology annotation, molecular function: chromatin DNA binding. Lineage: Eukaryota; Metazoa; Chordata; Actinopteri; Blenniiformes; Blenniidae. Gene Ontology annotation, cellular component: nucleus. The coding region runs from base 446 to 2302 and encodes 618 amino acids. Gene Ontology annotation, biological process: regulation of transcription by RNA polymerase II. The transcript has 7 exons.